Planococcus citri (citrus mealybug) is the source of this 2007-nucleotide messenger RNA. RefSeq lists its product as uncharacterized. Gene Ontology annotation, biological process: long-chain fatty acid metabolic process; fatty-acyl-CoA biosynthetic process. The record is from RefSeq and is a predicted model, not a curated record. NCBI's taxonomy places the organism in Eukaryota, Metazoa, Arthropoda, Insecta, Hemiptera, Pseudococcidae. The transcript has 8 exons. Gene Ontology annotation, molecular function: long-chain fatty acid-CoA ligase activity. Bases 100 to 1845 code for a protein of 581 amino acids.
CACGCGUUUAUCGUUAUUCGCUUACAGUGUUAUGUUCUCGGCUCGACGUUAUAGGUUAAUUUUGCAAACUGAAUUUGCCUCUCAGUGUGUGAGUCAAUAAUGUCGUGCAGAUCGCGUCACUUUUUCGCAAUUAACAAGCUCGCUUUGCGUACAAGUUUCUCAUCUCGUGAUAUCGAAUUUCCGCGUUUAUCAACUUCAACCAGAAGAUAUCUUUCGAAUGUGGUCGUCGAAUCUCCUUUUCCAUCGUUAACCUUUCCUGAUACGACUAUUAGCGAGUUUAUAUGGAAAGAUGUGCACAGAUGGGGGAAUCGAACAGCUAUCAUUUGCGCGGAAACUGGGAAAAGCUACACGUACAACAGAUUACGUAAAUUAUGCCGCCGGUUCUCGAUAUCAUUACGAAAAAACAAUUUUCAAAAAGGCCAAGUUGUAUCGGUAAUUCUACCAAAUAUGCCCGAAUACCCGAUCGUUUUAUUGGGAUCGGCUGAAGCUGGUUUAAUAGUGACUACUUUCAAUCCGAAUUUUACUGCAGAGGAAAUUUCCCGUCAGUUGGAAAAUUCUCAAACUAAAGCGGUCAUUACUUUGGCUUCACUUUCGAGCAAAGUUACCGAAGCGAGAAAACUUAUCGAGGCUAGAACCAAUAAACCUUACGAAUUAACCUUAAUUACCAUCAAAGAUGAACCUCAAUCAACAUGUGAAAUUAAUUUCGAUGAAAUGAUCAACGAGACGUAUGACAAUGUCAGUGUACCUGAAGUUGAAGUGUGCAAAGAUGACGUAGCUAUUCUACCCUAUAGCAGUGGAACGACUGGAUUUUCUAAAGGAGUUCAGCUGACGCAUUCGAAUCUCGUGAAUAAUUUGCAUCAGGUUAGCGCUGAUGGUGUGAAUUAUCUCGAAGAAGCUUCAGAUACCUACCAAGAAGUAAUCCCAGCUGUAAUCCCAUUCUUUCACAUUUUCGGAAUAAUGUCAAUAAUGCUGCAGUCAUUCUUACACGGCGGAAAGAUCAUCACAUUGCGCAAAUUCGAUCCAGCAAAGUACCUCGAUGUGCUACACGACGAUAAGCCGACCAUCCUUUACCUCGUACCCACCUUGGCUUUCUUCUUAACAUCUCAUCCUUCGGUAGGAGCUCAACAUCUGAACACAGUGAAAAUCUCAUUUUUCGCCGGAGGCAACACACCAGUUGGAGAAAUGGAGAAAUUGGUUCGAACCGGUGGCAAUAAAAUGAAAGUCAGACACGCCUACGGUUUGACAGAAACAUCACCUUGCGUAUGCAUGUCUCUGGAUAACGAUCCAUAUUGCAGCGUUGGUAAACCAAUAGCCAACACAGCUAUUAAAAUCGUCAGUCCGAAUGGAUCGAUAUUAAGUUCCUAUCAACGAGGAGAAAUUUGCGUUAAAGGUCCUCAAGUAAUGAAAGGUUAUUUGAACAACGCGAAAGCUACCGAAGAAGCUAUCGAUCAAGACCAGUUUUUCCACACAGGUGAUAUCGGCUAUUACGACGAUGAUGGCAGAUUUUUCUACGUCGAUCGAAUGAAAGAGUUGAUAAAAGUAAAAGGUUUUCAAGUCCCUCCGGCGGAACUAGAAUCGAUACUUAAAAGUCAUAACGGAGUGAACGACGUCGGCGUUAUCGGUGUACCAGAUAAAAGAUGCGGCGAAAAACCCAUAGCAUUUGUCGUACCAAAAAAGCUGCGAGAAUUUAGCGAAAGCGAUUUAAAAACUUUCGUUGCAACCAAAGUCGCCCCGUACAAACAACUAGCCGACGUAGUAUUUGUUGAAUCGAUACCGCGAAAUCCGUCUGGUAAAAUUUUAAGACGAAUUUUGAAGGAGAAUUAUGGUAAUUUGACGCGAGUCUGAAGGCGCUCGCUAUGUGCGAUUUUUCAAAUACGCGUAUAUUUUUCACCAUUAAGUCGUUUUAUGGCGUUUGUUUAUGGCUUCUUUUCUUCUCCUCUUUUUUUCGCGUGUAUUAUUAUUUUUCUUUCCGCGUGUUUUUAAUAUAAAGUUUAUUAUCGCCUUGUA